Molecule: messenger RNA, 5243 nt
Organism: Onychostoma macrolepis
Lineage: Eukaryota; Metazoa; Chordata; Actinopteri; Cypriniformes; Cyprinidae
Gene: wapla
Product: WAPL cohesin release factor a
Exons: 16
Coding region: 425-3196 (923 amino acids)
Biological process (GO): regulation of chromosome condensation
Source: RefSeq, a predicted model, not a curated record
AGGUCUGACCUCACCAUGAAGCCCCGCCCACAUGUUGCAGUUGUCCUCCAAUUAGAACGCGCUUUCUUUUUCAUUUCAUCCAAUCGGAACUCCGUUUGCUGCACGGACGUUCAGUGCGUGGAUCUCUGAUUGGUCGAGCAGCGUUCUGGUGUGACGCUAGGCUUUACGCCGACGUUGGGGGCGGAGAAGGAGGGGCGACUCUAAUGGCGCAUCGCAGUCCGACAGAUCCAGCUCUCCACAAAUAAACAACAGCAGUACUUCACGAUCUGGCCUAAUUUGUGCUUUUGCCAGUUGCACCGCGCUGCAGCCGCGUUUUGCGCUUUUGCCCAUUGAACAGAUCACCUGGGCUUCCUUUUAGCGGCUGCUCGGAGCACAGAGGCCCAGAGGAAAGACGGCGGCUCGAGAAUAUGUAACAAAUGUCAACAUGACGUCCAGAUUUAGUAAAACAUAUACGCGGAAGGGAGGAGAAGCCAGCUCGAAGUUUGACGAGGUAUUUUCCAAUAAGAAAGCUACACUUAGCACCAAAUGGGGGGAGACCACCUAUAAGGCACAGUUGGGGGUCAAACGGCCGUCGUUCAAGCCAGAGGUUCCUGAGCUGACUAAACGACCCCGUUUUGAUGAUGAUGACAGCUCAGAGGACCCGUUUGGCUUUGAUAGCGACGACGAAUCCAAAACUGUCACAGCGAGAAAUACUCCACAAUCUGAGACGGGCUCAGAUGCAGGAUCCGGGAACGAGCAGUUGAAGACCCAGGCAGAAAAGCCCAGUCAGGGCCCAGCGUUGACCGCCGGGGGUACUUCCACCUUGGGAAGCAGCCUGAACGUCCGCACCGGAUUGGUUGGUAUGAAUAGCCCAGCUACGACGACUCCAGCCUCACCUCAUGUUACUGGCACUGUAGGAGCCUGGAGCAGAUCCAGUGUCACAGUAAGCAAACCAGUCUCCCAGAUCUCCAGCUUAAAAACCCACAGUAGAAACAUCUCUGUUGAUUGGGACCCUUUCGGGGAGGAUUCGCCUCCAGGGGCCGGCGAGGGGAGUUCUACCCAGGCCGGGAACUCUUCUGAUGGGCUCAAGAGCUCAGAACAUUGCCCCGCUGAACCUGAACCUCCAGUGGAACCUGUUGACUUUGAGCAGCUUCCGCUUCUUAAACCAUCCAGCGACAGAGUGUACCGACGGCCACGGAAUAAAGGGACCGAUAGUUAUGGAACCAGCGAGGUUCCGGUUCCGGUUCCGGUUCCUGCUGUGAGUUCAACACCAGCCUCUAUGCUGGUGAAGAGCACCGCUGCAGGGGUCACUGGUAGUUCUGAAGUCAAGCCUGCGAGUCGUGGACGAGUAAGGGACUACACGGUUCUUCACCCGUCCUGUGUGUCUGUGUGUAAUGUGACCAUCCAGGACUCAAUGGAAAGGAGUGUGGAUGAAUUUGUUAGCCCAGUGCAAGCUGACAUCGGAUUGGCGGGAACCUUCAGGAGGAAAACAGACACACAACCUACCAAACCUACUAGGUUCAGAACCACUCAGAGUAAAAGUAAAAAGGAGACGAAACUGGAGUUUUUUGGCUUUGAGGAGAAUGAGGCUCAGGACGCAGAUGGAGACGCCACUGCAUCUGGCAGCACCAGCUACAAGAUCAAAUACUUUGGUUUUGACGAUCUGAGUGAAAGCGAUAGUGAGGAUGAGGAUGACUCCGCAGCUAAGGAGAGGAAGAAGAAUAAGAAAGCAGCAAUGGAAGCUUUGGCAACCAGCGUGGGCAGUCCCCAGAUCAACGACUCGCAGGAUAGUCAACAGAGUCAAAGCAGCCUAAGUACAGAUUCUCAGGAGUCGCUGGAUGAGACGGGAGCUACACAGAGGGAACAACAUGGAAAGCAAACCGACAAAUCAAAGGAGAUCGGACGCAAGAUCUUCAGCGGGCCAAAAAAAUCUCCUGCUAAAGCCGUAUAUAAUGCUCGUCACUGGAAUCAACCCGAGCCGGAGGAAGUGUCUCCUCCUGCUUCCUCUCAUACUGUGCCUGCACCUAAGGCCAGUGUGUCCAGCAGCAGCAGCAAAGAGACAAAUUCCCAUAAAGAUGAUGGAGUGUUUAAAGCACCGCCACCUCCUCCUAAAGUCAUUAAGUCUGUUACUAUCCCCACUGAGCCAUACCAGGACAUCGUCACUGCACUAAAAUGCAGGAAGGAGCACAAGGAGUUGUACACUGUGGUCCAACAUGUGAAGCACUUUAAUGACGUAGUGGAGUUUGGGGAGAAUCAGGAGUUCACGGAUGACUUUGAGUAUCUGGAGACGGGACUGAAGAGCACACAACCCCUCAACACACGCUGCCUUAGUAUAAUCAGUCUGGCCACACGCUGUGCCAUGCCGAGCUUCCGCAUGCACCUGAGGGCCAGAGGGAAGGUGGCCCAGGUCUUUAAGAUGCUCAGUGAUGCCCAACAGCACCCGAACCUAGCUCUUUGCACAGCAUCUCUGAUGUACAUACUGAGCCGAGACAGGCUAAAUAUGGAUCUGGACCGGUCCUGUCUGGAGCUGAUGAUCAGGCUGCUGGAACUAGAGCAGGAUGACUCUGUGGCAGACCAGUUAACAGCUAAAGAGAUGAGCCGAGUUAAAGAGAAGAUCCGCAAACUCUGUGAAACAGUCCACAACAAACAUCUGGAUCUACAAAACAUCACAACGGGUCACUUAGCGAUGGAGACAUUACUGUCUCUGACAUCGAAGCGAGCUGGAGACUGGUUUAAGGAGGAACUGCGCUUGCUUGGGGGACUGGACCACAUUGUAGAUAAAGUGAAAGAGUGCGUGGAGAACUUGAGUAAAGAAGAAGAUAAAGACAGUCUGGUGGCGUCACUCUGGGGAGCGGAGCGCUGUUUGCGAGUUCUGGAGAGUGUUACAGUCCAUAACCCUGAGAACCAGGCUUAUCUGAUCGCCUACAAGGAGUCCCAGCUCAUAGUGUCCUCUGCAAGUUUUUCAGCCCUGCAGCAUGCUGGGAAACACAUGGAGGACAGCAUUGUGGCGUCGUACUCAGCUCUUCUGCUUGGGUGUUUAUGUCAGGGGAGUCCGAUGAAUGUGAAAACCGUACGGGAAAACCUUCCCAAGGGAGAUUUCUCUAUCAUGACGGAAAUGCUAAAGAAAUUCCUUAAUUUCAUGAACCUGACGUGUUCUGUUGGAACCACAGGACAGAAAUCUAUCUCACGGGUGAUUGAUUAUUUGGAGCACUGUUAGCAGAGGUGUUGCAGUUCCCCCUCUUCCGUGGGAUAAAUCUGGACCUGGCAAAGUGCCUUAGGCCCUUCAGGACAAGAGGCAGCAGAUCCGGCGUAAAGGUGGUUAAGCGUCGCUACGGUCACGUCACCCGAGUGGUUCGCUGCAGAGACUUUCAUGUUUUUUUUUGUUUAGUUUUUUUUCCCCUAUCACUUUCUUUUUGCUUGUUUUUACAUUGUGUUUUCAAAUGCUGUCUCUUUCUCUCAUGCUCACACACGUACACACGCAGCUGUGUGCUUGCAUAAUAUUUGGUUUUUGAAGCACUGAUCCUCAUGUGAAACAAAAACUAAGCUGUUUUGAAACAAAAGAGUGAUUUUAAGCUAGUUGUCCUUGUUUGUAGUGUAAAGAUUUACACUAAACUUAGUAAGUUAUUGAUAUUUCAAAUUCUGAGGGCUGAGGCUUUGUUCAGACUCCACGCAAAUCCACUUUGCUUUUCAAAUCUGAGUUUUAGUACUGACUGUUUACAUACUAUGUUUGUUCAAACAAUGCAGUGAGCAUCUGCAGUAUUUGCAUUAGUAAAGAUGAUCCCAAGAGAAUUUCAUUGUAGAAACUGGAAACUUUACCUCUGCAUUUUACGCAUUCAGGAAUAUAUACUGUUUGGGGUCUGUAAGAUUUGUUUUAAUGUUUUUGAAAGUAGUCUCUUAUGCUCUCCCAGGCUGAAUUUAUUUGAUCAGAAACACAGUAAUAUUAUGAGAUAUUAUUACAAUUCAAAAUAAGUGUUUUCUAUUGGAAUACAUUUUAAAAAGUAGUUUAUUCCUGUGAUGGUGAAGCUGAAUUGUCAGCAAUCAUUACUUUAGUCUUUUUAAUUUAAUGCAUCCUUGCUGAAUAAAAAUAUUUUGUUAAAAAAAACAAAAAACAAAAAACUAUUGAACAGCAGAGUACAUGCUGUGUCCCAAAUGACAAAACCUUUUGAUUAGAUCUGAGUAGAUGAGUGAAAAAAAUACAAAUAAAAAGUUUUUGCUGCCAGUCUGAAGAAAGCCUAAGAUGCCUAAUGAACCAAAGACAAAGACCUUGCAAAUAUGAAAACAAACAAGCAUUCAUCAGAUUAAGGUGAAUUUUCCUUGUGGUUUGUAAGAACCGUGGAAUCUUGUAGUCCUACUUAGUGUUUCAGAAUUAUGAGAUGUUUUAUGAUCAAUCAUUGUUUCUUUCACAUAUACUGAAACCAAGCUAUUAUGUUUGAUUUCUUUAAAAAAAACUACACACUAAGCAAAAAGUUUUGAUGAUUUUAUCUGGAUACCUAGGGAAUAAUUGUUGGGGUUUCUGGAUUAUUUUCAUUGCUUCUUUGAUCAUCCACUGGCUUCUGUAGUUUUUAAUUCUUCUUUGUGUGAAGAAUCACCAUGUUACCUUUUGAUUAAAAAAAAAAAAAAAAGAUUAGUUUUUUUUUUUUCUUCAUUUUUAAUGUUUCUUUAAUUAGUUUUGUAGACUCUGCUGUGAGCUCCAUUUUAAUGUUUAAAAAAAGACAGCCCUUGAAAUUUUUUAAAAAUGUUUUAGUGGGUUCGUGAAUGACUCCAUCAAAAUGCUCAUCCUCUGUUAAUUUAAUUCUACUCUUAAGAUAAUGGAACAAUUGAAAUGUAUUAUUUUAUAAUUUUAUGAAUUGUUUUCUUUACCUCUUGACGUGAUUCAGGAAAAUGUUUCUUAAUGUUUUAAACAUUUUCAUCCCGUGUAUGUCUGCAGAAUGGCUGGAAGCUGCUGAAAGUUCUUAGAAAAAAACGAAACAGUGCAUCCUUCAGACUGAACUAAGCAAAAGUGUCCUCUAUUCCUUUCAGAUCUUUGCUGAAGCAGAGCCAUAUGGAGUAAAGCUUAUUUUGUAAAACUGAAGCAAGUUUUACGAUAAGCUAAUUUACAGAUCUGAUUUUUUUCUUUUAAUUGUAAAUAUUUCUGUACAUAUUUGAUGUUAGAUUGCUAGAAUACUUUCAUCAAAUUUUCUUUAUUUUAUACUUUCCCCCCUUUAUUGCAUUAUUUUAGAUAAAGUUAAAGUACAAUUACAAGAAAUAUAUAAAUAUUAUAAAUA